AUGUCGUCUAUUGAUUUUAAAUACCCCCUUCCCGACGGCCACAACGCCGGAAACUGCUUCAUGACGCUAUUUAAACCUGAUAAAACGCCUGUCGCAAUGGCCGAUUUAUUUUCAAGCGGUACAACGAUUAUAAGGGUGCAGUUUGUGGAAAUAACUUUUUAUGUGGAUAAAGAUUGUCGUGCGACAAAGACGGACGGGCAGUUUCUCGAUGGCCUUUAUUUACAAGUAGGAAGGAAGGAGGAAUAUAAAUGUUACGACCAGACAGUUGGGCCAGUACCAGGGAGGCCAGGUGGGGUCACACCCCUCCUGACGACACCCGCCCAGGAAAAUCACCGACCGGCAGAACAAGGAUUACGCCUUUCGUAG
Molecule: messenger RNA, 366 nt
Organism: Pyricularia oryzae 70-15
Lineage: Eukaryota; Fungi; Ascomycota; Sordariomycetes; Magnaporthales; Pyriculariaceae
Exons: 3
Coding region: 1-366 (121 amino acids)
Source: RefSeq, a predicted model, not a curated record